AUGGCUGAGACCAGCAUGAUCUCACCAUCUGCUACAUUUUCAACUUCUGUAAUGCCUUCAAUUACAACAACAAUGGCACCCCCAAACAUGCUAGAAACAUUAACCAUUAAGACCAAUUUCUCACCAUCAUCAGCGGACACUGUCUCACCAUACAGGACUACUAAGAUCACCAUCAUUCCACCAUUAACUACAGAACAUAGUGGGAUUCCAACUCAGUUAAAUAGAACCCGUGAGUCACCACCUACAAUGAUUGAGAGCCGAUCUCUCUCACCAUCCGUUGCUACAGAGAUCAGCACACAGUUUUCAGCCACCAUGAUAUCAAAAUCUACAAUACAAAUGAUGAGCACAAGCCUGCCAAACAUAACAACUACUCGUAGUAUUAACUUCUCAUUUUCCCCUGCUGCAGUUUCAACCAAUGUGACGCCAGCUACUACAACAGAUGAGGAGACUUUGACCACUUUAAACACAUCUUUAAAGAACACUAAGUUGCCACCUACAGUUCCUGUGACCCCCGUUAUUUCACUAGCGAUAACUAAUACAACCAAUGCUAUAUCACCAACCAGUAUAACACCAACAACUACAACAACAAUGGCACCCCCAAACAUGCUAGAAACAUUAACCAUUAAGACCAAUUUCUCACCAUCAUCAGCGGACACUGUCUCACCAUACAGGACUACUAAGAUCACCAUCAUUCCACCAUUAACUACAGAACAUAGUGGGAUUCCAACUCAGUUAAAUAGAACCCGUGAGUCACCACCUACAAUGAUUGAGAGCCGAUCUCUCUCACCAUCCGUUGCUACAGAGAUCAGCACACAGUUUUCAGCCACCAUGAUAUCAAAAUCUACAAUACAAAUGAUGAGCACAAGCCUGCCAAACAUAACAACUACUCGUAGUAUUAACUUCUCAUUUUCCCCUGCUGCAGUUUCAACCAAUGUGACGCCAGCUACUACAACACAUGAGGAGACUUUGACCACUUUAAACACAUCUUUAAAGAACACUAAGUUGCCACCUACAGUUCCUGUGACCCCCGUUAUUUCACUAACGAUAACUAAUACAACCAAUGCUAUAUCACCAACCAGUAUAACACCAACAACUACAACAACAAUGGCGGCUGAAAAAACAAAAAUGAUCACAAUUAUUUCACCACUUAUUACUAGUGAGACCACCAUUUUCUUUCCAUUUAGUUUAAAUUACACCAAAACUACAUUUCCAACGACUGAAGCACCACGUAUGACAGAAAAGGUUAUCACAACUAUUAAUUCUAUUACACCCUUGUCAGCUACCGUAGUGCCAGCCACUUUGAUACAAACUACAAAUCACAAGUUGACUUUAGCACCCUCGAAUACAAGUACUGAGACCACUUUAUCACCAAGUACAACAACUAAAACUACUUAUGUUUUACAAUCUACCACUGCGGAGACCACCAUCAUCCCACCAUCAAAUACAACGCAUGCAGCAUUUUCAACCUUGUUAAAUACAACUAAGUCACUGCUUCCAACGACCGUGAUCACCACUUUCUCACCACCUACAGUUCUUGGCACAACUGCUACAUCACCAAAUGCUGUGGCAUCAAUAACUACAAUACAUACCCCAAUUACAACUUUACAGAUAUCACAAGAGCUAAACACAUUGACUUCUAAAGCCAGUGUGUUAGGAUUGCCAUCUACAAACGUUCCAGCCAUUGUGACGCCAACUUCAUCCAACCAAAAUGCUACUUCUUCUGCCAAAACAAUCAGUGCAUUAAAAACUAACAUAACACCUCUAACAACAGCAAGUGAUACAAGCAUAUCAUCACUGCCAACUGCUACACCUGAUAAGGUGACCUUAUCCUUACCAACUGCAACAGCCACCAAGGCUGUAACUCCAGGAGCCAUCGCAACGUUUACCAAUAUAACCGAGGAAGAAACUCAUUCUAAUUACCCUGAAAUCACUCCAAGUGUCCCAACUGACAUUAAACCCAGUUCAGACAAAACCAAAAGUAGGUGA
Messenger RNA from Pelobates cultripes (western spadefoot toad), 1986 nucleotides. Lineage: Eukaryota; Metazoa; Chordata; Amphibia; Anura; Pelobatidae. The record is from the annotation of a GenBank genome assembly.